UGAAAAUAAAAGAAUUAGUAAUCACUUUUGAAGCAAAAAUUGUUGUUCUUUUCAUAAUUGUUUGGGUUAAUUGUUGAUCGAACAAUUCAGAGGAAAAUUGUUAAUUUGGCAUCUUCGCUCGAUAGUCUCUCUCUUAUUUCUCCCAAUUGAUAAUGUCAUCCGCUGGUGAUUGGUGUUUAAUUGAAAGUGAUCCAGGAGUUUUCACUGAGUUGAUCAGAAGCUUUGGUGUUACCGGUAUUCAAGUCGAAGAAUUAUGGAGCUUGAACCAAGAAAACUUCGAGCCUCUCAAACCGAUUCAUGGACUUAUUUUCUUAUUUAAAUGGUUACCAGGAGAAGAACCUUCCGGAAGUAUCGUUCGAGAUUCGCGAUUGGAAAAAAUGUUUUUCGCUAAACAAGUUAUCAAUAAUGCCUGUGCUACACAAGCUAUUCUGAGUGUUUUAUUGAACUGUUUUCACUCGGAUGUUAAUCUUGGUCCCACUUUAACAGCAUUUAGGGAAUUCAGUUCGUCUUUUGAUCCAGCAAUGAAAGGACUGGCCUUAAGUAACUGCGACCAGAUCAGAGAAGUCCAUAAUUCGUUUGCCCGUCAACAAAUGUUUGAAUUUGAUUUCAAAACUACUGCUAAAGAUGAAGAUGUUUUCCACUUUGUGGCUUACAUCCCAUUUGAAGGUCGAUUGUAUGAAUUAGAUGGUCUUAAGGAUGGUCCAAUUGAUUUGGGUGCUAUCGCCGAAGGCACUGAAUGGACUGAUGUCGCAAAACCUGUUAUUCAAAAGCGAAUUCAAAAGUAUAGUGAAGGAGAAAUUCUUUUCAAUUUACUUGCCCUUAUUAGCGAUCGAAAGAUGUUAUUUGAGCGUCAGUUAGAAGAGCUACAAAAACAAUUGACUGAUCCUGCUUUUGAUUCUGAUACAAAAAACGUUGAGAUUAGUCAACUCAAAAUGCAAAUCGAAGAGGAAGAAGUUAAAAUGAGAAAAUAUAAGGUUGAGAAUAUUCGUCGUAAACACAAUUAUCUACCAUUAAUCGUUGAAGUUCUUAAGACGUUGGCCCAAGAAGGAAAGUUGACUGAUUUAGUUGCGAAAGCGAAAGAAAAAAGCACUGGUACGAAAAAAGUCAAAGAAGAGGCUAAAUGACAACAUUGAAUUUUUCUCGAAAGUUCUGCUCUCAUGAAAUUCACUUUCUAGAACUAAAAUUCUUCCAUUACAAUGUCGGUUUAAGACCAUGUCAAGCAAAUAAAAGCUCAAAUGUGUGUUGAGUCUUUUGAUACUGAUUUCGUGCAUUUAAAUUGUUUCCAAAUGAAAUUUGUACAAUUUUUAAACAAAAACAUAAAAGAAAAUUAUGUUUGUCAA
Molecule: messenger RNA, 1340 nt
Organism: Panonychus citri (citrus red mite)
Lineage: Eukaryota; Metazoa; Arthropoda; Arachnida; Trombidiformes; Tetranychidae
Gene: Uch-L5
Product: ubiquitin carboxyl-terminal hydrolase isozyme L5-like
Exons: 4
Coding region: 153-1124 (323 amino acids)
Biological process (GO): protein deubiquitination; ubiquitin-dependent protein catabolic process
Cellular component (GO): cytoplasm
Molecular function (GO): cysteine-type deubiquitinase activity
Source: RefSeq, a predicted model, not a curated record